Messenger RNA from Tuber aestivum (summer truffle), 1424 nucleotides. The record is from the annotation of a GenBank genome assembly. Lineage: Eukaryota; Fungi; Ascomycota; Pezizomycetes; Pezizales; Tuberaceae.
GCCGUACAGCCAGCAUCGACCAAGAACUGAACAACAAAGGUUUUACCAUCACAUUUAUCUCAGUCAGCUGUCCACAUCUACAAACAAGAUCACAACUACUGUACCGCACGCAACCACCCCACAAAUGCCCAAGAGGAAGGACCCGCCCACCGAAAUGUCAUCAGGAUCGACUGCUCCCUGUCACUCCAAAUUCUCAGAGUCCGAAUCCGCCGACGCUUCAGACGCAGCAGCCCCAGACUCUCCCGAUGCCGCUCAAAAAGCCAAAGAGCGCGCCGAACGCUGGAAAACUCUAAAAGGCCGUGCUGUAAUUACCAUCCCCCCCACGCGCUCUAUAUCCCUUCUAACCAACUCCCCUGUAGAAAAAAUCCGCCGAGGUAAAUCGCAAAGAAGUCUACGCCGAGCGCCGCCGUCAGGCCGUGGAUCCCUCAGAAACCACCCGACUAAACCGCAAGCGCGAUGAGGCGGAAUUCAAACUUGCUAAGGCCGACGCAGAAGACGAUGGAGAGGACUUUGAGCGAAAGAGAGCGUGGGACUGGACUGUUGAAGAGAGCGAACGCUGGGAUAAACGCAUGGAGAAGAAAAAGAAGCAUGUUGAGGAUGUUGCUUUCCAAGGUUUGCCACACAGCCACCUAAUAUAGAAUAACAAUGGGCGCAUGGAGGGCUAGCUAACGUGAUGAUGGUGAUGAGCAGACUACACCCAAACCGCCCGCAAAAUCUACAAAAAGCAGCUCCGUGAAUUACAACCCGAUCUCGAAUCCUACGCCGCCGAGAAGGCAAAAUUGAUCCGCGAUGGGACCAUCGUCGAGACGGAGGAUGGAGAAUUGAUCGCUGUGGACCGCGACGGGGAGUUCUACGCUGACGCCAACUCCCUCGGCUUCAUCGACAACAAGCCCAGUAAAGGCGCCAUCGAUAGGUUAGUCGGCGACCUUAAGAAAGCCGAAGACGCCCGCAUGCGCAGGCGCAAGGGCGGUGAUGAGGAGGACGUCACCUACAUCAAUGAUAAGAAUAAGCAGUUCAACCAGAAGUUGGCGAGGUAUUAUAAUAAGGUAUGUUCCGCUAAUAUCCCACUUAUUCAACCCCCCAGAAUGUAUGGACGGAUGCUGAUGUGCAGGUUUAGUAUACUGGGGAGAUUAGAGACAGCUUUGAGAGAGGUACUAUGGUUUAGAAAUGGGAUUGUUGCUUGUGGCAUUUGCUUAGCUGGCGUAAUGGUUGGAAGUAACACAUCGAGGGGCCGAUUGGUUUUUAUUCUUCGUUGAUUGUGUAUGUUCUGCAGGUCUCGGGGAAUAAUAAAUGUGGGCUCCUUCGACGCUGUAGUUUUGCUAUGGCCAGUGACGGCAGGCCACAAUGCGAGGUCUUGUAUGCUGUGACCAGUGAUAUGGUACUGUACUUAAAAAAAAAUUAAUGGCUCAACCUACGGGGUCGGU